CACUUGCCGUAGGUUCCCGGCUCGCCCGACGUUGCCACCGCCUUUGUGAAGAGGUGAAAGCGGAGCUGGGCGCGGAGCCUCUGAGCGGUGGUUUAGGCGGAGAGAGAUUCUGCUGUCAGGAUUCCAGCCAUGUCUGACAAAAGUGAAUUGAAGGCAGAGUUAGAGCGCAAAAAGCAACGCUUGGCGCAAAUCAGGGAGGAGAAGAAAAGAAAGGAGGAAGAAAGAAAGAAAAAGGAAACUGAUCAGAAGAAGGAAGCUCUUCCUGUACAAGAAGAGUCUGACCUUGAAAAGAAAAGAAGAGAAGCUGAAGCAUUGCUUCAAAGCAUGGGAUUAACACCAGAUUCUCCUAUAGUCCCUCCUCCUAUGUCUCCAUCUUCCAAAUCUGUGAGUACUCCAAGUGAGGCUGGAAGCCAAGAUUCUGGUGAUGGUGCCGUUGGAUCUAGGACGCUGCAUUGGGAUACUGAUCCAUCAGUUCUUCAGCUCCACUCUGAUUCCGAUCUGGGACGUGGGCCUAUUAAACUGGGAAUGGCUAAAAUUACACAAGUUGACUUUCCUCCUCGAGAAAUUGUUACAUACACAAAGGAGACUCAAACACCAGUUAUGACUCAACCAAAAGAAGAUGAUGAAGAUGAUGAUGAUGUGGUGGUACCAAAGCCAUCAAUUGAACCCGAAGAAGAAAAAACAUUGAAAAAUGAUGAAGAGGAGGAAGCUGCCCCUCAUGAGCUUACAGAAGAGGAAAAACAGCAAAUUUUGCACUCUGAAGAGUUUUUAAGUUUCUUUGACCAUUCUACAAGGAUUGUAGAAAGAGCUCUUUCUGAGCAGAUUAACAUUUUCUUUGACUACAGUGGAAGAGAUUUGGAAGACAAAGAAGGAGAGAUUCAGGCAGGCGCUAAACUGUCCUUAAACAGACAGUUUUUUGAUGAACGCUGGUCAAAGCAUCGUGUUGUUAGUUGUUUGGACUGGUCAUCUCAGUAUCCAGAAUUGCUUGUAGCCUCUUACAACAAUAAUGAAGAUGCCCCUCAUGAGCCUGAUGGUGUGGCUCUUGUGUGGAAUAUGAAAUACAAGAAAACUACCCCGGAGUAUGUCUUUCACUGCCAGUCAGCAGUGAUGUCGGCUACAUUUGCAAAAUUUCAUCCAAAUCUGGUGGUUGGUGGCACAUAUUCAGGCCAAAUUGUGCUAUGGGAUAAUCGCAGCAAUAAAAGAACCCCAGUGCAGAGAACUCCACUUUCAGCUGCUGCUCACACGCACCCUGUGUACUGUGUAAAUGUGGUUGGGACCCAAAAUGCUCAUAAUUUGAUUAGCAUCUCAACUGAUGGAAAGAUAUGCUCAUGGAGUCUGGACAUGCUUUCCCAACCUCAGGAUAGUAUGGAGUUGAUUCAUAAGCAAUCCAAGGCUGUAGCUGUCACGUGCAUGUCCUUUCCUGUUGGAGAUGUCAAUAACUUCGUUGUUGGAAGUGAGGAAGGCUCUGUGUACACAGCAUGCCGCCAUGGCAGCAAAGCGGGAAUCAGUGAGAUGUUUGAAGGACACCAAGGACCAAUCACAGGUAUCCAUUGCCAUGCAGCAGUUGGACCUGUAGACUUCUCUCAUCUUUUUGUCACCUCAUCAUUUGACUGGACAGUAAAGCUUUGGACAACUAAGAAUAACAAGCCUCUCUACUCAUUUGAAGACAACUCAGACUAUGUUUAUGAUGUGAUGUGGUCUCCCACUCACCCCGCCCUGUUUGCUUGUGUGGAUGGAAUGGGUAGGCUUGAUCUGUGGAAUCUCAACAACGAUACUGAGGUGCCAACCGCAAGCAUUACUGUGGAGGGUAAUCCUGCUCUUAAUCGUGUGAGAUGGACGCAUUCUGGGCGAGAGAUUGCUGUAGGUGAUUCAGAAGGACAAAUAGUUAUAUAUGACGUGGGAGAGCAAAUUGCUGUUCCCCGCAAUGAUGAAUGGACACGUUUUGGUCGAACACUAGCGGAAAUUAAUGCAAACAGAGCUGAUGCAGAGGAGGAAGCUGCAACCCGCAUACCUGCCUAAAUCUUUCAGAAUGGGUUCUAGUAGUGGAUUUGGGAAUGACUUACGUGCGUUGUCAGAGUAAUAGCAUGUUUCAGUCUAACUGAUAACCUGAGGAGAAAUACGUGGAAUAAACUGUGGAUUUUGAAAAUGUAUAAAAUCACUGAAAAUUAAGUCUUGCAAUGUCACUUUUUUAUACAUAAUUACAAGCACAUUAUUGUUUAAUUUUUUAAUACAGCUGCCCUGACUUUGCAAGAAACAAGUUUUGCUGAAACACUAACUUACAUGUAUAUUAGCUGUAACGCUAUUGAAUUUUUCAACUAACAGUAUGCAACUAUUUCUGAAGGAUAAACACAAGUUCCAUUUCUCAAUCAGAACUUCCUAUAUUACACUGGCUAACUUUCAUUAGGUAGUUAAUCUCUGAUGGUUUGUUAAUAUUAGGAUAUUGGAACUGCCCAUGGAAGUGCAUGCAUCUGUUCAAAGUAAACCUUCAUCUUGUUUCUGACUUGCUCUUUUUUAAUAAAUAAGCAAGGCUAGGGUAGUAGGUUAUGUAUACGAAUAAAAUAAUUAGUCUGUAAUAAACUUUAUUUGGUCACUGAA
Molecule: messenger RNA, 2595 nt
Organism: Malaclemys terrapin pileata
Lineage: Eukaryota; Metazoa; Chordata; Testudines; Emydidae
Gene: DYNC1I2
Product: dynein cytoplasmic 1 intermediate chain 2
Exons: 17
Coding region: 130-2019 (629 amino acids)
Biological process (GO): transport along microtubule
Cellular component (GO): cytoplasmic dynein complex
Molecular function (GO): dynein light chain binding; dynein heavy chain binding
Source: RefSeq, a predicted model, not a curated record